UUCGCGCAAACUCAAAGAACCGCGUUCGCGGAGCAACAGCACGGCGAGCUGCGAGAGACAGCCAACGCGACGCGGUGUGACGCCGUUUCUGUAGCGUCACACAGUCCAAAACUAGAGUGGAAUUGGUCCCUGGCUGCAUCGGUUUUCCUACGUUGGAUCUGCAUCCUAGAAACAUACCGUAUUAAAUCUUACUUCCAAAAAAAAUAAACAAAACUCUGAUAUAGGGCGGUCAGCCGAUUUUGGCACACUUAUUGCCAGAGCCUUUGACCGGCCGAAAUCGCCGAGCAGAUCAGACCUCCAUUAGCUCCUCGUUAUUUCUGUUAAGGGGAUAAUUACUGUCUCACCCACCUGCUGGAAUAUCCAGGGUCACAGAUUAAGCAGAGACCAUGGGGAAACAGAACAGCAAGCUGGCCCCUGAGGUGAUGGAGGAUCUGGUGAAGAACACGGAGUUCAACGAGCACGAGCUCAAGCAGUGGUACAAGGGCUUCCUGAAGGACUGCCCCACCGGCCGGCUCAACCUGGACGAGUUCCAGCAGCUCUAUGUCAAGUUUUUCCCGUACGGUGACGCGUCGAAGUUCGCCCAGCACGCAUUCAGGACCUUCGACAAGAACAGUGAUGGCACCAUCGACUUCCGGGAGUUCAUCUGCGCCCUGUCCAUCACCUCGCGGGGCAGCUUCGAGCAGAAGCUCAACUGGGCCUUCAACAUGUACGACCUGGACGGGGAUGGCAAGAUCACGCGGGUGGAAAUGCUGGAGAUCAUAGAGGCCAUCUACAAGAUGGUGGGCACCGUCAUCAUGAUGAAGAUGAACGAGGACGGGCUGACCCCAGAACAGCGGGUGGACCGGAUCUUCAGCAAGAUGGACAAGAACAACGACGACCAGAUCACCCUGGACGAGUUCAAAGAGGCGGCGAAGAGCGACCCGUCCAUCGUACUACUCCUGCAGUGCGACAUGCAGAAAUGAGCGAUCGCCACGGCGACCGGCCGCACGCCAGCCGUUUACCGUUCCAUUCAGUCUGCAGCUAACUCCACAGAAAACAUACUUACAAAAAAAAAUACAACAACAACAGUAAUGCUUGGGACUACCUUUCAAUGGACACGCUUCAUGUGUUUGAAACACUUGUAUGCAUGAGAAUGUCAUUUGCUAAAAAAAAAAAAAAAAAAUCAAAUAUACUUUAUAUAUGUACUGUAUAUAUAUAUAUGUAUGAAAAUAUAAAAUUAAAAAAAAAUCCUACCAAAAUGUGAAAAAAAGCGUGCGGUGUAUUCUCCGGAAACAAUCCCCAUCCCUCCAUAGCUCGUGCGUUAGUGCUGUGCUGGGUUUUUUCGAUUAUGUUGCUACGGUAAUUAUCGUCCCACGUUUUUUGCUGACGCUAGCUCCGAACCGACUAAAUGUUGCCGAAACCAAAUUUCCCAUGGUAGUGUGACCGUCUUCUCCGAUAGGGCCGUUACCGCAUUCUUCCGAGGCCUGGAUUGGCCGGGGGACCAUCCUCCCGCGGCCGCCAGAAUAUGCUUGUUCUGUGGAAUAGAAGUAUAGUUUACUUGCAUGCCCGUAGGUUCGGCCUUAAUAAAGAACCUCCCCUCCCAUUACACGCCAUUGAAGUCACAUCUAAACAAAGCCUUAUUGAAUCUUACAGUAUUGUUGUAUGGGAUGUAUAGUUGUGAUUCAUCGAUCCAUCACUCCAUUAUCAGUGGGAGCAUGCUUCCUUAUGAAUACUAGUAUAUCUAUGCUACUGAAGUCCUUGUUUAAAAUCUUGUGAGCCCAAUUGUAUAACUAGGACCUGGAGAGUGUGGCAUUUUCAGUGCAUUGUAAAUUAGUCAGUUCAAUUUGAGACCAGAAAAAAAAAACAUUGCACCUCUCAGAAAUAAUUGAGCACCCACCGAGUCAAAAAUAGCAACUAAUUUUCAAUAAAGCUUCACCAAUGAGACACAUUUAUUCACAAGACCAAUCCGAGUCCCUAAUUUUAGACAU
Megalops cyprinoides (Indo-Pacific tarpon) is the source of this 1967-nucleotide messenger RNA. It is a transcript of the gene vsnl1b, whose product is annotated as visinin-like 1b. The record is from RefSeq and is a predicted model, not a curated record. The coding region runs from base 387 to 962 and encodes 191 amino acids. Gene Ontology annotation, molecular function: calcium ion binding. Lineage: Eukaryota; Metazoa; Chordata; Actinopteri; Elopiformes; Megalopidae. The transcript has 5 exons.